UGUGCUUUAACAGCUUUGUUGUACUCCAACAAGUGCUUCUGGUUCAAAUGAUGAAAUAGGGUACCUUGACAGGGUGGCUGCAGAUGAGAGGAAGUUGAAGGAAGUCACCUACAAUCGGUCAAUCUGGGAACCGUUAGCUAGUUGGACUAAACCUCAUGGGGCAAAUUCAGUGUGAAUUAAGCUUAAAAUGCUAACUUGCUGAUAUAUGAUAAGAGGUGGUUUUGACAUUGGUCUCCUAGUGGACUGUUUAAUUGAAAGCAAUCCAGUCCUGCUUACUCAAGACUGGUCAGUGGUGUUCAAACUACGAGCAGCUUAUACCGAAAAUCUUUUCCCCUGCUGACAGAGUCUGCAUAUUCAUAUGCAGAUAUCUGUUUAUAAAGACUAACGAUGGACUUUGACGACUCCUAUGUUCUGCUCUCUGAAGAGCAACUCAUCUACAUCAUCACCAUUCCCCUGUCGACCUCCAUCAUCCUGGCCAACCUCGUCAUCAUCUUGGGCAUCUCCUGGAACCGCCAACUCCACAACACGCCCAACUACUUCUUCCUCAGCCUGUUAGUAGCCGACUUGUGUACGGGCAUGGCACUGCCGUUCAUACCGCUGAUGGGUCUAAACAGGCAUUUAAGUUUUAGCUCCUGUCUGGUGGCUCACGUGUUCCCAAAUUUCCUCUUCUUGGCGUUCCUCUUCAACCUGGUAAUGGUUCACUAUGAACGCUACAUAUGCAUUAUUGACCCCUUGCAUUACAAUAACCUGUGGAUGCAUCGCAGUUUUCCCUUAACGCUGCUUGUGGUGUGGACUCCGGCACUUUUGUAUGCAGCUCUACCUGCCUUUGGCUGGAAUAACUGGACAGGCUGUUGCUCGUACAAGAGGGUGUUCCCCAAUGCAUUUAUCUUCCUGGAGGUGUAUGGACUUGUUUUACCUGCUAUUCUGGCCAUCGCCGCCAUGACCGGCCAUGUUUUGUGGAUCACUCGAGGCCAGCUGAAGGACAUAUGCCGCCUCCAUCGUUCGGUGGAGCGAGGAAGUCAGGCCUCUGACCAGGAACAUAAGCUGAACCUGCGGUACACGCGCUGCGUGGUAGCAGUGUCGCUGACUUUUCUCGCCUGCUGGGUUCCCUACCUCAUUUACAUGCAUGUUUCCAUAGCACUGGUGGUCAGCGACUCCAAGCGGAGUUCUACCACUCACAUUGUGCUGUCCUGCACUGGUAUUGGAAGCAUGGCUGUAGUGCCGAUUGUGCUGGGCUUGGCCAACAGACAAUACACAGAACCUGCGUUAAAACUUCUCCAGAAACUCAGAGGCAGGUGCAGGCCAAGGACACAGGCAUCAGAGGAAGCCACGGUCUGA
This is a messenger RNA of Neolamprologus brichardi, 1338 nucleotides long. The record is from RefSeq and is a predicted model, not a curated record. NCBI's taxonomy places the organism in Eukaryota, Metazoa, Chordata, Actinopteri, Cichliformes, Cichlidae.